UAUUUCUGGGAGCAUACUCUACUCAGCGCACUCGGUAUCGAGUACCAGUACGGACUGAGUAUUACUUUGGGGUGCAGCUCAACACCACCAUUAAUACCGAUCCCAUGCUUCGGAAAGCACUCCCUCCCAGAUGGAAGAAGCAGUCGCCGUCGCACAUAUGCCUCAGUUGCCAGCGGCGUCUGGCGAGGCCAGUCAAUCCAUCUUCGUCCUAUGCCCACGCCUAUGCCUAUGCGCCAAAGUCAUUAUAUUCGACAGACUCAAAUCCUGACCCAGAUAUCGAAUCGAGUACGAGAUCCACGAUGCUAGAAGAGCCGACCUCAACCUCAACCUCCACCUCAACCUCCGCCUACGUCGCCACCUCAAAUUCGAGUAGUAAUCAUAAUGAUACCAAUCCUUCGCCCAAUGUGAAGAGGAGGCUCGUUCCUCUGAUAGCCAGCCCCUCUAGAUCACGCUGGUCAAAUCAGGCCGAAUUCGCGCUGAAUCCGAACGCCAGGACUUACAAAAUGCUGGAAGAACCCACGGGCGAUAUAUUUGGCCAGCGAAUGCUGAAGUACAGGGAGACGGAAGAACUCGAUACCAAAACAUUUGGGGAGCCGUCCAAGAUUAUUGUCCUUCGACAAUCCAAAAUCAAGAAGUAUGCUUGGGAGGAAACCAGGAAUACCAUGGGGGAGCACCUCGGUGGAAGUAAGGAGCCGGUGGAUCUGGAUUCAUACAUAUUAGAUAGACUGGAUGCCGAGAGAGGUCUGCCGAGCGUGAAAGAGGUGGCAGACAACAUCGAAAACUUCAAGCCGAAGAAAGGCGAAGAGCCACGGGAUCGGGAACAAUGGAAUCAUCUGAUCCAACAAAUACAGGAAUCCUUUACGACGCCUCAGCUCCUGGAGUAUAUAGAGUAUUACAAGGGGGAAAGGAUUUCGGAAUUGGACCCCGCGGCGACCACAAAAGCUAUAUCCUCCAGUCAGGAGGAGGAGGCAAAGAUUCUACGGCAAAGUCCCUGGGUGACGGAACUAUUUAAUACCGACGAGUAUUUCGAUAGCGGAUCCAAGUUACGCGGCUAUGCUUUGGCCUCGCAUACAAGCAAACAGAAGGUCGUCAUUCGACUGCUGAGGGAAUGCUGGGAAUUGGUUCUGCCGGAUGUGGAAAAUUCAAUAGGUUUAGUGGAAAUCGCAAUUCGACCGCAUCACUUGGAGCUUUUGUUGAGUAAGGUACUACUCAACUUCUUGAGACGAUUGCUAAUGGUGGUGUCAAGGAUCCGAUCUAUUCCCCCUGUUGAAAGAAGGCCUUGGACGUGCUGGCGAGGACAUUGAAACGUUCCCCUCAACAGGGGUUGUAAAAAUCACAACCACUCGGAGGCGGUACAAGCCUGUCAUAAAGCGAAUCGAGUCGGAAUUGAAAAACAUUCGGAUUUUGCCAAUAUCACUCUCGGAUUUGUUGCCCUCUUACCAGAGUGGUGGAAAACUGAGUGUCGAUAAGAUACAAGAAUGGGCUGCUUCGCAAUUCGACGAUGAGGCACUUCUUGAAAUAAGUCGUCUAACCGAUACCAAAAUAACAAAAAUGCCGCAGAACACAUCACUGGCAAAGCGACAGGUAGAAGGCCCUUUCUUUUCUAAUUGCAUCACUGACCUUCUCAGGUUCCAAUUUCUAUAGCAUGUCUCUUAACUCCUACCAAUCCUUGGAAAUUUACUCGCGCGCAACAGGCUCGCCGUCUCCUUUUGUCUUCUUGUAAUCUUGCAUUCAGAACUCAACGGUCACUAGGGUGUAGAUCAUUACCAGAAAACCAACCCGGUUCCUUUGUCGAAUAUGGUCUGGACACAGGAUUACCUUGGCGAGAAAGACUUCGAAAAUGGACCAGAUUCUCGGCACCAAUUGGGAAAGAUAACGACAGUGAAGUAUCAUGUGAAGUCUUCCUCUUUCAAAAUCCCAAGGAGCUUGCCUCAAUUGAUAAGGCCAAAGAUGGAGACGAUCAACCAAGUACCGUUUCCAAAUCUGCUCCUAAAUCAGUUGCUGAAGGCGGUGGAUCCUUGCUGGGUAGUGACUACUGGAGCGAUCAGUAUAGCAAUACCUCCGAGGCUAUUCUAGGGGCUGUUCUGCAUACCGAUCUAAACUCUCUUGAUGGCGUGCCGAAAGCCCCUGUAGGUUCACCAGAGAUUAUUCAUGCAUUCAGCCCAACUCUACCAACUAUAACGAAACUUAUCCAGAAUAUGAAGAAACCCCGAGAUACCAGCAACGAUAGUCUUGUUCUACGCUUUCAACCCAAUCCCUUUUUCGUGGAUCCGGUCACCAAAAAGACUGUUGGAGCUGAUGUAAUCUCCGCUUUUCCUCCACUUGAAAUGGUUUUCGACGCUGUACCAAAUCAUAAUGCUGACUACUUCGCUCCCAAAGACCUCUUCUUGAGAUCGGUGGAUGCGGUCGUGGAAGAGAAAUUCACUGAUAUCAUGCUCCCAGACCAAGCUGUUGAUGUCCGUUUGAAACAGAGAAGAACCAGUCGGCUACGCUCGAGGAAACUCGCCAUGCCACAAAUUACAGAAUACCUCCAAUUCAGUACUCUCCAAGCUGGACCGCGACGAUUAGAUCUUCCCCCAACACUGACAAUGCCCAUCGCUAAACACCUCUGCAACCUUCCCGCCCUCGCAAAAUUGAACCGCAACCCUGAAGACGAAAUCCACCAAGUCGAAUACAUAUUCGUCGACCGCCAGUUCCGAACUGGGAUUUCGCUCUUAUACAACAAUUGGCGAGUCGCGUAUACAUACAUCAACGCCGGUACCGAUGGCAAACGCAGUGAACUCACCAUCAAGCCGAUAAAUCGUGGUACCCAUGCUACUAAACAGGAGUACAUCAAUACCGUUUUUGAGUUGGCCGAGUCGUUUGGGAAAUCGGCGUUUAGUGUGAGGAGGGUGAUGGAGAAUGAGGAGACGGCGAAGCUGGUUAAGUUUGUUACGAUUAAGGAGGAAAAGGAGGGUCCAAUGCCGACUAUGCCCAAGUAUACGGCUUUUAGGCCAAGGGAUUAUGUGAAAGAUGGGCGAGAGGAGAGUACUGAGAAUUAGGUGGCGGUCUUUUAGUAGAGGACUCGCGAAGAUGUGGAUUCGGUGUUGGGCGGGUUUCAAGUUCACUUGUUUGGGUAGACAGUAUUGCAAGUGCUGAGACUGCAGAUACCGAAGGUUUUGGUGUCGAGGGCGAACGGAGUGGAGCGGACGCCGAUUUGAACUCCGAGAACGAGAGCUCUAAGGUGUCGAGCAUAGAGUGCUGAAGCGGAAAUGCGAGUCUUCGAGGAAAGAGGGAGAUAUCACGAAGUGAUGAUCAUGACGCUACGCUACUCAUUCAUGCUGUGUUACGGUAUCUUGAUCUGUUGUGUAGAUUUAUGGUGCAAGGAUACCUUGUAAAGAGGGCUUGGUAGGACUUGGUUGAUGAGAUGAUUAUGUAUAUGUACAGUAUAGAUAUGUAGGAAUAGAAAAAUGGGGUUGGGGUUAUGGAGAUGUAUG
Hymenoscyphus albidus is the source of this 3476-nucleotide messenger RNA. Lineage: Eukaryota; Fungi; Ascomycota; Leotiomycetes; Helotiales; Helotiaceae. The record is from the annotation of a GenBank genome assembly.